AUUGAAGCAAAAUUUGCAUCACCAAAUGAGACAAAGAGGGGGAAACAUACCUUGACAGUGGCUAUGCAGGUGAUGGUAUCGAAUAGUUGCAAUUGGGCACGUGACAAUGUUACCAAAAGAAUGGGGAAGAUAGAAUGGACGGGGAGAUUAGGCACCAGAGAUAGGGAGGCAUGGGGAGAGAGUGAGGAGAAGGGAAAAACAGAGUAUGAUCUGAAGAAGAGGGAGUGA
Molecule: messenger RNA, 228 nt
Organism: Ilex paraguariensis (yerba mate)
Lineage: Eukaryota; Viridiplantae; Streptophyta; Magnoliopsida; Aquifoliales; Aquifoliaceae
Source: the annotation of a GenBank genome assembly